UCAAGCGAGCGCGCGGGAUUUGCGCGUGAGAGGGGCCGUUGGUGGCCCCGUGGAGCGUCGUUCGCAGCGGCUGCUGAGGCAGGCUUUGGCUUAAAGGCAGACAGAUGAAUUCAAGGAUGAAGCAGAAAGUGGAUGCUGAGAAGCCCCUUGCUACAAAGGCUUCUACAAGUAAUGCAAACUGUACAUCACAGAGGCAGACCCUUAAGAUGAUACAGCCGUCUAUUACAGGUUGUCUUGUUGGCAGGGCAAAUGAGGCCAAAUCAUCAAUCAAGAGGAAAGUUUGGAGUGAUCAUCUUACCUCAAAGUCUUCCAAAUCUGAAGCUUCUGUUGAAACAGAACAUAGAAAUGCAAGAGGAGUUGUCCAAACUUCUGAUCUUACAGCAAAAGGCAAUCCUUCAUCCCGAUAUUGGAAGGAACUGGCUGAGGAGAGGAGAAAAGCUCUGUAUGAGGUGUUGCAAGAAAAUGAAAAGCUGCAUAAAGAAAUCGAGUUGAAAGAUGGUGAAAUUGCUCAUCUGAAAGAAGAGAAUGAAGAGCUUGUGGAGCUAGCUGGCCAUGUACAAUACAUGGCAAACAUGAUAGAGCGACUAACCGGACAGGCACCUGAAAGCCUAGAGAUGCUAAAAAACUUGGACCUGGAGGAAAUGGCAUAUGGAGAAAGUGAUUCUACAGAGAACUAUUUAGAUGGCGAAUCUGAAGGGGAAUAUUUACAGCUCUCAAGUAAUUCUACAGAAAAUGUUGCAGAUCUUACAAAUGCAGCUAGUUGUUUGUGAACAUAUUAGGCAUAUAAAGGGGAAGUGAACUGCCAGGAAUCCUAUUUUGGAACAGGGAAAGAAUGGAAUCCUCUGAACUGAAGGUGCACUUAAGAUUUGAGGGCUGGUUUUGGCUAAUGUGUAGCAGUGCAAGUAACUAUCUUGUCUGAAAUUUUAGACUGCAUUUGGUCAUUCCAUUAAAUGGAAAUACUAUGUAUUUCAGUUUGUAAAUAGUUUUUAUUCAUGUGGUAUGAGAUAUAUGUAACUGCCAAAUAAACUUACCUGCACAAUUGAGGCAUGGUUUUCAAAUAUUA
This is a messenger RNA of Elgaria multicarinata webbii, 1063 nucleotides long. RefSeq names its product geminin DNA replication inhibitor (gene GMNN). The coding region runs from base 105 to 770 and encodes 221 amino acids. The record is from RefSeq and is a predicted model, not a curated record. Gene Ontology annotation, cellular component: nucleus. NCBI's taxonomy places the organism in Eukaryota, Metazoa, Chordata, Lepidosauria, Squamata, Anguidae. Gene Ontology annotation, biological process: negative regulation of cell cycle; negative regulation of DNA replication. The transcript has 7 exons.